ACGAAGAAACUCAACCUUACUGGGAGACACAGAAUCUCGACUGGAACUCAGAAGCGCAAAUUAGAAGAUAGCGGACGUGGUUUCCUUCCAUAAUUAUCUGCAUAUACGAAUAUCUGGGUAUGUCACGUUUGCUCAAAGGCUGCCAGCAAUGCCGAAAUAGAAAAGUAAAAUGCGACCGACGAACAGGUGGAUGUCGACGAUGUGAGACCAGGGGUGAGCCUUGCUCCGGAUACUCUGUCGAAGGAGCAUUCAUCUUCAAGAGCGAGACUCAAAAGGUGGAGCAGAAAUUGCAAUCUCAAUCAAAAGUCAAUGGUCCGCUGCCAAAAGCCACUUGCUCGAGAAUGCUGACCUGGAGGACGCCUGCUGGUCCAUGCUCGAAUACAACACCCUUCGAGUUCAGCAUUUCGUCAAACACACCGGAGUCAUUACGAAAGGAGCUUGGUACCGAUAAUCCUGAGGUUUGGAGAUUCUUCGACCGCUUUGUGAUGUAUCCUUGCAACAGUGGAUCAUCCCGCGGGUUCCUUGAACAUCUUCCGAGCCUCUUCAUGGAGCCCAAUAUCACGCACCGAUAUGCACUGCGCUAUGCCGUUCUUGCAGUCGCAUAUGCGAGCGCUACGGAUGGAACGAACGGAAAGGAGAGAAAGCAAAUGGCGUUCCAUUUUUACGGCCUAGGGCUGUCAGCUUUGUCAAAAAGUCUGGAAGACGACAUCACAGAGAGUUCUGAUUACGUAUUGAUGACCGUCGUAGUAUUGGACAUCUUUGAGUCGCUGUAUUGCGACAAUCCGUCAACAAUAGACUCUCACGUUCAAGGUAUGAGAAAUAUCCUUCGCUUACGAGGUUCUCACGGGGAGUACGAUCCCAAAGGAUGGAGCCUUCUGCGGCUUUCACACCACAGAAUGAAGCGCCAUGAGCUUGCUCGCGGACUUCCGCCAAUGCCGGAUUCGACCCAAUGGCUGGACAAUCUCGACGAAGGCGAUCCAUUUGUCGACAUUGAGAAACGCAACAGCAAAAUCAAUGAAGUGUGCGAGAAAGCUCGCCAAUGUCUACGAAACGUCAAUAAUGAUGGCCUUGAUGCUCUCACAAUAGUAUCAGUAAUUCGAGAAAUGCACACUUUGGACCAGCUUGCCGUGAAUUGGCAUGAAAAGCCACAUUGGAAAUUUACGACAAUCUCCAGAGAAGACGUAGAAUGUACUCCAGAGCUAUUUGCUCUCUUGCCGGAAACCCUGCAGCUACAUUCUGAUGCCUGGAUGGCCUACGAAUGGAAUUAUCACAGGACGGCUCGGAUCUUGAUGCAUUGCCAGCUCCUUAAAUGCCUCGACCGCCUCGACCGCCUCAAAAAUCACACAGUCAAUUGCGAGGUAAAUGAAUUGAGAGCCUACUCUUUAAGCACUGUUCGACAUUUGACCGAUGAAAUUCUCUCAACCGUCCCUCAAUCGCUAGGUGACAUUACUAACAAGGGAAAGCCAAUUAAAAGUACUACAAGUCCCAAGGGCAAGGCCGUCGGUGGCUAUUUUCUCCUAUGGCCUACCAAAGUCAUCAAAAAUUUGGAUAUAAUUACACCACAUCAGGCUAUGUACGCCGAGUUGACAUUCGAACGUAUCAGAGAACAUACGGGGAUGAAAUCUGCGCUCACAGACUUGAGACAGGAUUGA
This is a messenger RNA of Verruconis gallopava, 1652 nucleotides long. RefSeq lists its product as uncharacterized. Bases 120 to 1652 code for a protein of 510 amino acids. NCBI's taxonomy places the organism in Eukaryota, Fungi, Ascomycota, Dothideomycetes, Venturiales, Sympoventuriaceae. Gene Ontology annotation, biological process: regulation of DNA-templated transcription. The transcript has 3 exons. Gene Ontology annotation, molecular function: zinc ion binding; DNA-binding transcription factor activity, RNA polymerase II-specific. The record is from RefSeq and is a predicted model, not a curated record.